This is a messenger RNA of Ambispora gerdemannii, 825 nucleotides long. The record is from the annotation of a GenBank genome assembly. Lineage: Eukaryota; Fungi; Glomeromycota; Glomeromycetes; Archaeosporales; Ambisporaceae.
AUGAUUGACGUAACAUCAAAAGAUCCAAAAAUCGACGACAUCCAAGAAUCUCUGUUCAAACUCACAACAACUGACGAAUCACGAUUCGUCCACGAAGUCCUCAAAAUAUUCAGAUCACAACACCGAAAAUGCCGAGACGACAAAGAAAUCCUCCAAGAAAUACAGAAUUACAUUCGCGAAAACAAGUAUCACGAGAUCCUAUUAUUCCUCUACAUCCAGGAACACCGCCACAACACAAACUUUCAUAGCCUGCUGGCGUUUAUGUACUAUUGGGGCAUUGGGACUUCGAUCGAUGCGAAAGAGUCGUUCUUUUGGUACAAAACAGCCGCGGAAAAUGGGGACGCAUUGGGCCAGAACGAGUUGGGAGCGUGCUAUGGGAUGGGAAGAGGCGUGAAGUUGAAUAAUGAUUUGGCGGUGUAUUGGUAUAAAAAGGCUGCGCAUAGCGGGUCGCCGAUGGGACAGUUUAAUUAUGGAUCUUGUUUGGCGUCUGGGGAUGGUACGCCGACUGAUUGGAAGGCUGCUGAUUAUUGGUUGAAUAAGUCGGCGGAAAACGGAUGCUCAAAUGCAUUGGAUUUACUUGGAUAUUGUUAUUCGGCUGGGAAGGGGGCACGGUUAAAAGAUGAGCGGCGUGGAUAUUUAUAUUUUCAAAGAGCUGCUGUCGCUGGACACUAUGGUGGUCAUUAUAACAUGGCAGAGUGUCACCAAAAUGGAACUGGGGUUAGUAAGGAUUUGCAUCAAGCUAUUCGGUUCUACCGUAAAUCUUCAGAUGAGGGUUAUAUUUAUGCGCAAUAUCAAUUAUCUUGCCUGUUUCGAAUCGAAUACUGA